Molecule: messenger RNA, 615 nt
Organism: Anisakis simplex (herring worm)
Lineage: Eukaryota; Metazoa; Nematoda; Chromadorea; Rhabditida; Anisakidae
Source: the annotation of a GenBank genome assembly
AUGGACGCUUCUAAAAUCUUUGAGCCGAACGAAUAUUACAUGGAUAUUGAUGAUAUGAGCGAUUACGAUACGCUUGGUGUCGAUGUUGACGACUCCAGUUUAACCGGCAGUGAGAAGUCAACUCCUCGUAAAGAACAACAAAGCAGAGAAAAUGAUCCUCCAAAUGAACAGUGCAAAAGCAAAGCACCACCAUCAGACGUUCAAACAGCAGCUGGAAAAGAUGAAAUAAGUGUUAGCAACGAACAAAUCUCACCAAAGAAAAACAAUCAUAGAAAUGCAGUCUUAAAGAAAGACGAAACGAGACGAACCGAGUCACUGAGUCAAACGCAGACAACAGAGCUUAGUGCUGCUACUUUACCAAAAGAAGAUGAUAUCCAAACUGCGCGUUCGGAAACUCUGCCAGAUAUCAGUGUUGAUGUGCAAAUGAUACAAAAGAAUGCGAGUAAAAAUAAAAUCGAUUGUGCAACAUCCAAAGAGAAAAAUAUUGCGACUAAAAGUUCGCUGAAAAAAGACGUGCCUGUUGCCGAUAAGACCAGAAAUCAGUUGAUUGUUAUAUCAAGACGGAAGCGUGUUCCGGACAAAAAAGCAGCCGGUAUGAGUUGCUCCGUCUUUUAA